AUGAAUUUGUGCAGAAUUUAACACCAUGAUAAUCAGAAAGUUAAAUACAUCUGUUUAGACUAAAAAUGUAAUCAAGAUCAAAAAAUAGGUAUUGUAAUCAUGUUAAAAAUAGGUUGUGCUGAUUGUUUUUUAGAAUUUCAUGUACCAAAUGAUAUUGUUUCUCAUUAAAGAAAAUUAAUAUCUGAAUUUGAGGCUGAAUUGAAAACUAAAAUUUAAAAUUUGACUGACAUUUCUAUUUCUACAAACUCUAAUAAUUCAGAAUCAGUUGAUUAAGAAUUUGAUACUUGCAUGGAUAAUUUUAUUUAGAAAUUGACCAAUUAUAAAGAAUAAAUUAAAGAAGAGAUAAAUAAUGAAAAGAAAGAAUUUGUAACAUAGGUGAAUGAAUUUAAUUAAAAAAUUACAGAGUAGAUUGAUUUGUAAAAUACAUAAAUAUCACAAUUAUCAACUAAUGAAAUUAAUAAAUCAAUUUCCUUUUAUUAGAAUUCAAACAAUAUUGUUCUUGACUUAAAAAAAGAUUUAUAAGAUAUGGAAAUGCAUAAAAAUAAAUUAGAUUUAAAAAAAUAAAAAGCAGUUCAAAAGUUAAGAAUUACUUUUGAAUAAAUUAUCAAAGAACUUGAUGUUAAUACCAAAAAUUAUUAUAACAAAAGCAAUGAUAAUAAUAAUAAUAUAUCUUCUACACCUGAAAAAUAAAUCUAACCCUCUUAAUUGAGUAAUACUACACAGUCAACUCCAACAAAGAAUAUUGUGGAUGUUGCUAAAUCUAAAAAAUAAAGAAAAGGAAAGAAUUGA
Paramecium sonneborni is the source of this 789-nucleotide messenger RNA. Lineage: Eukaryota; Ciliophora; Oligohymenophorea; Peniculida; Parameciidae. The record is from the annotation of a GenBank genome assembly.